UCAGGUAUUAAUGGGUGUGUAUCGUGUAGUUAGCGCACAGACAUGGUUCCACAUGGAAAACUAGUGUUGUAACCUUGACUGACUAGUGACUUUGUUUGAGAACAGCGAGCAACAUGCAGGCUGCUAUGGAUAUCACGGCCAAGUAUUGCCACAAAGAAAUGGAGGCAUACGGAGCAUGUGUGUCCUCAAACCCAUCAACCUGGCAGCAAAAAUGCCAUGAAGUGAAGAUGAAGGUUGCAGAGUGCACAUCAUCACACCCAGUGAUCCAGAAGAUCAGACAGGACUGUUCCACGGAGUUUGUAAAGUUUGACCGCUGCCUGAGAGAAAACCAGGAUAAACCUACCUCCUGUUCACCACAUGUGGCUCGCUUCCUGGGCUGUGCAGAGACAGUGGACCUCAGUGGACUGGCUACAAAUCCAGUGCCUCAGUCAUCGUGACAUUCAUCUUCUGUCACCUUCGAUUACACCUGUCCUCCAGAAGCUCAGAGUCAGAGUCAAAUAUUAAACUGGAAUGUAUCACUCCCACACAAACUCUCCUGACUACCCAAUGACUGCGAAAUAGGGAGUCUGGGAAGAAAGGGGAAGGAGGAGGCUGUCCACCUCUAAUCAGCAGGACUACUGAGAGAGACAAAGGGAGGAUGUUGAGUUAUGAGCCCUGUGACCACCAAGCAGAACGAUCCUUUUCUGGUUCAAUUAUUAAAGCACUGAAGGGGGUAAUGGAGGGGAAAUGAUUCAUUCUUUUCAAGUGUAAUAUCUUCAGUUCAUACCAGAUAAGCAAGUGAUCAGUGUAUCAUCAUGUAUUGUAUUUGGGGCAAAUAAAGCAAGUGCACCUCAAAGAUGAAACU
Molecule: messenger RNA, 844 nt
Organism: Monopterus albus (swamp eel)
Lineage: Eukaryota; Metazoa; Chordata; Actinopteri; Synbranchiformes; Synbranchidae
Gene: chchd5
Product: coiled-coil-helix-coiled-coil-helix domain containing 5
Exons: 5
Coding region: 114-437 (107 amino acids)
Biological process (GO): cellular respiration
Cellular component (GO): mitochondrial intermembrane space
Source: RefSeq, a predicted model, not a curated record